Penicillium crustosum is the source of this 975-nucleotide messenger RNA. RefSeq lists its product as uncharacterized. Bases 1 to 975 code for a protein of 324 amino acids. The transcript has 3 exons. The record is from RefSeq and is a predicted model, not a curated record. Gene Ontology annotation, cellular component: cytoplasm. NCBI's taxonomy places the organism in Eukaryota, Fungi, Ascomycota, Eurotiomycetes, Eurotiales, Aspergillaceae.
AUGGCAACCUUGAGUAAAAUUCCCUUGCGCCAGCUAGGUCGCAAUGGACCUUUUGUUCCUCGACUAGGCCUGGGAUUGAUGGGUGCCAGCGGAGUUUACAAUGCGCCCCUGUCGGAGGCUGACCAUCUCGCUUUCAUCGAUGAAGCCUACAAUCGAGGGGAAACGUUCUGGGACACUGCCGAUAAAUACGGCACGUCUGAGGAUGUGCUGGGAAAAUGGUUCUCCGCCAACCCCAGCAAGCGCGAAGACAUCUUCUUGUCCAGCAAAUUCGGCAUCAUAUUAUUACCUGGAACAUUCAAGGUCGAUUCCACCCCUGAGUACUGCCGGAAAGCCAUUGAAUCUUCCCUCCGCCGUCUCAAUGUAUCCUACCUCGACAUUUACUACAUCCACCGUCUGGACAAGGUCACCCCAAUCGAAAAGACCAUGGAAGCCAUGGUCGAGCUCAAGAACGCAGGGAAAAUAAAACACAUAGGCUUGAGCGAGUGCAGUGCUGAGUCCCUCCGACGCGCACAUGCAGUCCACCCCAUCACGGCUGUCCAGGUCGAAUACAGCCUUUUCUGUCGCGCCAUCGAGUCGCCACAAUACCGUCUUCUUGAGGCUGCCCGUGAACUGGGCGUCGCAAUUGUAUGCUACAGUCCUCUUGGCAACGGCCUUCUCGCCAAUAAAUUCCGUACCAAGGAGGAUGAGAAUUUGGAGCAGAAUGUGGCUGUGGUCGAUAGGAUUGUGAAAAUCGCUGCGUCUAAGGGUGUUUCAUCCGCGCAGCUGGCUUUGGCAUGGUUGCUUGCCCAGGGAGAUGACAUCUUCCCAAUUCCUGGAACAACCAAGACACACCGGCUGGUUGAGAAUCUGGAGAGUGUGCAGGUUUCCUUGUCGGCGGAUGAGGAAAAGGAAUUACGGGAGAUAGCGGACAGAAUUGUGGGUGGGCGAUUCCAAGAAUUGACUGGAUAUGCUUUUGCGGACACCCCCGCACUGUGA